CCUCCGCGGGCGGCCACGGGUAUCCCAGGGUGCUCCACUGGACGAGGACUUUCUGGCCUGGCGUGCUCGCUGGCGUCCCUGGCCCGUCGCGGACGCUGGUGAAGGCGAAGGCGGCGGCGGCCGUGGGCAGCGGCGAGGGCGGCAGAGGCCGGGACGCGCCUCAGACACCCGGCCGGCCGCCAGGGAGACGCGGGCAGUAUGUCGGAACACGCUGCGCCCGCGGCCCCGGGGCCUGGGCCUAACGGCGGCGGCGGCGGCGGCGGUCCGGCCCCAGCGCGCGGCCCGCGCACCCCCAACCUGAACCCCAACCCCCUCAUCAACGUGCGCGACCGGCUGUUCCACGCACUCUUCUUCAAGAUGGCUGUCACCUACUCGCGGCUCUUCCCUCCCGCCUUCCGCCGCCUCUUCGAGUUCUUCGUGCUGCUCAAGGCCCUGUUUGUGCUCUUCGUGCUGGCCUACAUCCACAUCGUCUUCUCCCGCUCACCCAUCAACUGCCUGGAGCAUGUGCGUGACAGGUGGCCCCGGGAGGGCAUCCUUCGCGUGGAGGUGCGGCACAACUCGAGCCGCGCACCCGUCUUCCUGCAGUUCUGUGAUGGCGGCCGCCAGAGCUUCUCGGGCCUGGCUGUGGAGCCAGGAGGCCUGGAGCUGGAGGAGGAGGAGGAGGAGCUGACCAUGGAGAUGUUUGGGAACAGCUCUGUUAAGUUUGAGCUGGACAUUGAGCCCAAGGUGUUCAAGCCACCAGGUGGAGCUGAGGCCUUGAAUGACAGCCAGGAAUUUCCCUUCCCUGAGACACCUGCCAAAGUGUGGCCCCAGGAUGAGUACAUCGUGGAGUACUCGCUGGAAUAUGGCUUUCUGCGGCUGUCACAGGCCACGCGCCAGCGCCUGAGUAUCCCCGUCAUGGUCGUCACGCUGGAUCCUACUCGAGACCAGUGCUUUGGGGACCGGUUCAGCCGCCUGCUGCUGGAUGAGUUCCUGGGCUAUGAUGACAUCCUCAUGUCCAGCGUGAAGGGCCUGGCUGAGAAUGAGGAGAACAAGGGCUUCCUGCGGAACGUGGUGUCUGGUGAGCACUACCGCUUUGUCAGCAUGUGGAUGGCCCGCACAUCCUACCUGGCUGCCUUCGUGAUCAUGGUCAUCUUCACACUCAGCGUGUCCAUGCUGCUCCGCUACUCCCACCACCAGAUCUUCGUCUUCAUCGGUGAGUCCCGGCCAGCCGCGGGGGGCGGGGCGGGCUCGCCCCCAGGCCCUCACGAGUGGCCCCCGCGCCCUGUGCCCGCAGUGGACCUGCUGCAGAUGCUGGAGAUGAACAUGGCCAUCGCCUUUCCCGCAGCACCUCUGCUGACUGUCAUCCUGGCCCUCGUCGGGAUGGAGGCCAUCAUGUCUGAGUUCUUCAACGACACCACCACAGCCUUCUACAUCAUCCUCAUCGUGUGGCUGGCUGACCAGUACGAUGCCAUCUGCUGCCACACCAACACCAGCAAGCGGCACUGGUUGCGGUUCUUCUACCUGUACCACUUCGCUUUCUACGCCUACCACUACCGCUUCAAUGGGCAGUACAGUAGCCUGGCCCUGGUCACAUCCUGGCUGUUCAUCCAGCAUUCCAUGAUCUACUUCUUCCACCACUACGAGCUGCCAGCCAUCCUGCAGCAGAUCCGCAUCCAGGAGAUGCUGCUACAGAGCCCACAGCUGGGUGCUGGGACGCCCACGGCGCUGCCCGACGACCUGAACAACAACUCUGGCACCCAAGCCACCACCCCUGACCCUGCAGGCCAGCCACUCGCCCUGGGCCCGGGCUCCACUGGAGUCGGCGGAGGGCCUGGGCCUGGAGCUGCAGCACCCAGCUCCCUGGGGGCUGUGGCAGCAUCUGUGGCAGCAGCCACUGGAAGUGACCUGGGCUGGAUGGCCGAGACAGCUGCCAUCAUCUCUGAUGCCUCAUUCCUGUCUGGCCUGAGUGCCUCACUAUUGGAGCGACGGCCUGCGAGAUCCCUGAGCCCCAGUGGGAGCCCACCCCACACCUCCCAGGACAGUGCUCCUCAGAGUGACUCAUUGGCAUCUGAUGCAGCCCCAACGGAGGCUUCGGGGAGUGGACCCAGCCCUGCCACCCCAGGCUCAACAGAUGCACCCUCCCAGGUCGGGUCCUGAGAAGCCCCUGAGCCACCUGUCCCUGCUUCUGCAGCUGGUGGGGCGGAGGAAGCCAUCCCUGGGGGGCACCAGUGUCCUCUACCUCCUUCUUCCGGACCACCUGUCUGCUCAGGAUGGUGGGGGGUUCAUCCAGUUUGUGAGAGGUGGGGCCUGUCUUGCCAGAUCAGAUGUGGAGCCCACCAGGGCUUGACCUGCUAGUCAGCUGGGUUUGUGGUGGUCUGUGAAGGGGAUGGAGUGGAGACUUGGAAGGUUCUGGAAGAUCUGAGUGUACUGGCCCAUGUGCAGUCCAGGGCAGCAGUAGGUCAAGGUGGGCAAGGCUACCACGCGGAGGAGCAGGCAGGGCGGGACGGGGCCUCGCACACCUUUGUGCUGUCCAGCCCUGCCUGGUGCUCCCUGCGCAGUGCCUUCUCCACGGCCACCCCUGUCCACGAGAGCGACCAGCCUGGGGUCCCCAAGAGAGAAGAGCUGCGGCUCAGGCACAGGGACACAGGUGCCAAGAGCAGUGGCCAGGGUCCAGCCCUGCUCGCAUGGGAGUGGGCCGGGUCAGGCUGCUCAUUCCAUUCUAUUUAAUUGCGGUGUACGAAGUUGUUUGUAUAUAGAAUAAACUGUCUGUGGACAGGG
This is a messenger RNA of Dipodomys spectabilis (banner-tailed kangaroo rat), 2760 nucleotides long. RefSeq names its product transmembrane protein 259 (gene Tmem259). The transcript has 10 exons. NCBI's taxonomy places the organism in Eukaryota, Metazoa, Chordata, Mammalia, Rodentia, Heteromyidae. Gene Ontology annotation, biological process: response to endoplasmic reticulum stress; positive regulation of ERAD pathway. The record is from RefSeq and is a predicted model, not a curated record. Gene Ontology annotation, cellular component: endoplasmic reticulum. Bases 199 to 2139 code for a protein of 646 amino acids.